CCGGCCCGGCGGCGGCGCGAGGCCGCCAUGGCCAAGCAGUACGACGUGCUGUUCCGCCUGCUGCUGCUCGGCGACUCGGGCGUGGGUAAGACGUGCCUCCUGUGCCGCUUCACCGACAGCGAGUUCCACCCGGCGCACAUCUCCACCAUCGGGGUGGACUUCAAGAUGAAGACGAUCGAGGUGGAUGGCAUCAAGGUGCGCAUCCAGAUCUGGGACACGGCAGGGCAGGAGCGGUACCAAACCAUCACCAAGCAGUACUACCGGCGGGCACAGGGCAUUUUCCUAGUGUAUGACAUCAGCAGUGAGCGCUCCUACCAGCACAUCGUCAAGUGGGCCAGCGACGUGGACGAGUAUGCACCCGAUGGUGUCCAGAAGAUCCUCAUUGGGAACAAAGCAGACGAAGAGCACAAGAGGCAAGUGGCCAAAGAGCAAGGGCUGCAGCCCUUUGCCUCGCAGCUUGCCCGGGAGUAUGGAAUGGACUUCUAUGAGACCAGUGCCUGCAGCAACCUGAACAUAAAGGAGUCCUUCACCCGACUGACGGAGCUGGUGCUGCAGGCGCACCGCAAGGAGCUGGAGGGGUUGCACACUGCCACGGCCCCCCCUGAGCUGGCCCAGCUGGAGGAGGAUGAGCAGCAGACCCCAGGGGGGCACGACAACCCCAAAAACUGCUGGUGUUGAAGCCUGGCCUCCCCCUGCCCUGCUACAGAGGGGGCAUGGUGGGGGGGACACAAGGAACGGGGACUUACCCCCACUCCACCGCAGCCCCUUGGUGUUUGGGGGGGUCCCAGGCACUGUUGGCAUACCCUGCAACCCUGUUUUGCACACCGUUUCCACAAUAAAGGAGAUACUGGAGCCCCUUCACCGGGAA
Messenger RNA from Lagopus leucura (white-tailed ptarmigan), 868 nucleotides. Its product is annotated as ras-related protein Rab-15-like. Gene Ontology annotation, biological process: Rab protein signal transduction. The transcript is spliced from 7 exons. The record is from RefSeq and is a predicted model, not a curated record. Gene Ontology annotation, molecular function: GTP binding; GTPase activity. NCBI's taxonomy places the organism in Eukaryota, Metazoa, Chordata, Aves, Galliformes, Phasianidae. Bases 28 to 678 code for a protein of 216 amino acids.